ACUAUGCUUCCAGGCAUUCAUACAGGCAUUGUUUUGGACAACCUCUGGUCUCCCAGAAUGAGGAAGUAGAAGCAGAAAUUGCAAAAGAAGCAGAAGUUGCAAAAGCUGUCUAUAAGGACAGGGCAAUGGCCUCCUCUUCAUCUUUACAGCAUGCUUUUAUUCUUAUACUCCUGGGGGGCCUCAGGACUUUAGCCAUGAACAAAUACACCGCAGCUGUAUAUGAACAUGCAGUCAUACUGCCGGAAUUAACAUCGGACCCUGUUUCCCCUGAAGAGGCCUUAAAAUUGAUGAACCAAAACAUGGACAUCUUAGAAGAUGCCAUCCAAAAAGCAGCAAAGCAGGGAGCACACAUCAUUGUGACUCCAGAAGAUGCUAUACAUGGAUUUUCCUUCACCAGAGAGACCAUUUAUCCUUAUCUUGAGGACAUUCCAGACCCACAGGUCAACUGGAUUCCAUGUACGGAUCCUGAAAGGUACUGUAUCUUGUGCUUUGCUUUUGUGUGGUCUCAGUUUAAAGGCACUUGAACGUGGUAGCCUUCU
Thamnophis sirtalis is the source of this 539-nucleotide messenger RNA. Lineage: Eukaryota; Metazoa; Chordata; Lepidosauria; Squamata; Natricidae. The record is from RefSeq and is a predicted model, not a curated record.